Nannizzia gypsea CBS 118893 is the source of this 456-nucleotide messenger RNA. RefSeq lists its product as hypothetical. The record is from RefSeq and is a predicted model, not a curated record. Gene Ontology annotation, biological process: proteasome regulatory particle assembly. Gene Ontology annotation, molecular function: protein-macromolecule adaptor activity. Lineage: Eukaryota; Fungi; Ascomycota; Eurotiomycetes; Onygenales; Arthrodermataceae. The transcript has a single exon. Bases 1 to 456 code for a protein of 151 amino acids.
AUGUCUGCAGAGUCACGGCCGAUUGAUCCCAGGGCGUUUGCAGCAGCGCUCAAAGACCUGCCGCUCUCGUCGAUCUACGCGAAGAUUGCAGAGCUCGAGAACUCGACGGCGCAUCUUGAGCGCUCCAACGGCGAGCUGAGGACAUUCAUAGAGCAGUCAAACGGCGGAGACAAGGACUGCGAGGACGCUAUAACAGAGAACGAGGAGGUGAUCAGACGGAUGCGCGAGCGAGCUAGUCUCGUCAAGCUUGAGCUGGAGAGACGCGGCGAGAGGUGGCCAGAGGAGCAGCAAGCCGAUGCCGACGGACCUGAGGACGGACAAGGAGCAACUGGAGCAGUCGGAUCAUCGCCUAGUAAUGAGCAGCAGAAUGGUGGCCUGUCAGCGAGCCCACAGCCUAGCAGAGAGCAGUCGAACUCGAACGGCGUGGAAGACGCCUCUGAAGGCGUCCAUCUCUAA